AUGGGCUGCACACCUUCUCGUAGUGAUAUUGCUGAGCAAAAUGCAAAUCAUGGAACAAAAUCAUUGCAUAAAGGUAUCCUGCCAAUUAAUCCAGGGGGUGAAGGUUUCUCACUUCCAUUGCUGAUCAAAAGCGCUUCUUCUUACGAUACUGAAGACUUCUGUCGGGGAGAGACUCGAAUUAAAGAUCACUCCAUUGAAAAUUCCUCAGAUGACAAAAAUGUCAAUUUCCAUUCUUCAUCUGAGGAUCCUUCACUACCUGAGCUUGACUUGGAAGAGAAGGAAAUGGAAAAGGCAGUCUCAGAAACUGAAAUAGCCAUAUCUGAACUGAUGGAGACUGACAAGUAUGUGGCAGAGGAUAUUACAAUCAAAAAGCAAAAACCUUCUGCAUUGGAAAACCAUGGUUUUAUUUUGGAAGACAAAAAUGACAUCCAGGAGAAGCAAAAUGCAAAGAAAGGGAAAAAACGGAACAAGCAGGGUAAACAGGGUCGUCAUGGCAAAACGAAAGAAAAAUCCAGUCCAUCUGAACAUGAGGGUGAGAAAAAGGUAGAUUUCCCAGAUCUGCUUGUUAAGGCACAUCAAAAUGCUUAUGCUUAUCUAAACCCCAAUCUUUCUAAAUAUGAAGUUAUCUUGUGCAUGGCCAACCAGGCCACUGAAACGCAGUUAAUUAUGCAACAAAUGGUGAGCUUUUUACUUCUUCGUUUUGAUGAAAUAAACCAUCUUUUGGAAGAAAUUGCCCAAGAUGGAGAAGACCUCGUCAAAGAAGUAGGGGAGAACCUGGCUUGGCCAGCUGGCAAAGGGAACCCAAAUGAGCAUCCAGAUCUCCUACAACAGUUGCUGCAGUACACAGUCAACAAAAUGCAGCUUUUAAAUGGAACCGUGGCUUCCUUAACUUCUGAUGCACUCCAGGAGUCCUGCAGCUUUUUACAGUCUGCAGGUAACAACCUAGAAGAAAAAUUGAAAGCAAAACAAGUUUUUGAUGAACGAUUGCUCAGGAUGAUAAAACUCCUUGAAAUAUCUGCUGUUGGUCCCUCUCAUCCUCACCCUGAUGAUAUGACUCUUUAUUCUGAAGACAGUGGAAUAGGUAUUGACACAGAAUCAGUCAAAGACUUGAAUUUAAUGGAUAAACAGGGACUACAAGCAAAUUUUGCUUCUUGUUCACAUGUUCAUUCAUCCCUGAAUCAGACCAGGAUAUCAGGAGAAAGCCAGUGGCCAUGCACCUCAGUAUUUUCUGCAUCCAGGUCCCAUGAUUGUGCACUAGAAAGACAAUUUAAGGACAUAUUUUUCCCUCCUGCGCACACCAAGGAUGCAAUGCCAUCUUCACAGGUAGUACCAGAAAAUGUUAACACCCUUUUCCAACAUCAAAACAUCAUGGAAACUCCUUCUCUUAACUCUGUGCCCUGUGAUGUUGCUGAUGAGAAUGUGGAAUGUGAAUCAUCCCAUGCUUCUGCAUAUGAAGACAGUGAUGAUAAUAGCUUGUCUGAGGAAGAUGGAGACAAUAUAAGUCUGUCUGAAAACGAUGCUUUACCUAAAAGAUCAGCAUCUCUACCUACAGCAACAGCCAGUAAACGGAGGCCUUCCACCAAGCAGACAGACAGCCAGGAAAAUGAAGAGAUUAUACUCAAGAUGAAAGAUGCCAUUAGUGAAAAGAUCAAAUUUGUCCCAGCUAAAUCUGGUAAAAGGGAAUGGAUGGAAGAUGAAAAUGGAAAGGGACCUCGUCGACCUAGUACAGCAACUGUAAGUCAGAAAUCUCAAGUUAAACAGAAAAGAUCUCGGUCUGAGGAGUCUCUCAAAAGUCACAAUGAGGACCCAACUCUUCUAGAACUUCAAAGGACUCAAAAAGGACUCAGCAAAAGGUUGGAAAUGUUUUACACACUUAAGAGAAACAAGGAAAUAAGUAACUUGGCAUCCUUGAGCCCAAAAGAACCAUCUAAUUUACAGGAUUCUGAGCAUGUUACUCAUAGAUCUUCCACUAAUAAACUGAAAGCAUCUCUUUCUAAGAACUUCAGCAUAUUGCCUAAUCAAGAUAAAGUCCCUUUGUGUAGGCAUGAUCAAAAUGGUAUUAACAAACAAUUUAAUGAAAAGAAAUGUAAAAAGACUGUCAUAACCACCACACCAUCAAAGGAUCUGGCAUCUAAGAAAGAAAAUGACUCUCCUGAGACACAGAAACUGAACAGUGUUGGUUGUACUCCACCUCGUAAAUCUGUAAAAAAGUUAAUUGAAACCUUCAGCUCUCCUGAAAGUCAGCUGCAGCCUACAAGUUUAAGAACUCUGGGCCCAAUAAAAUGUAUCAGAAAGUUUGGACUUCCCAGUAUUACUCCUAGUUUCUCUCUUCCUAAAAGACUUGUGCCUUUAAAUCACAAACAUAGAAUCUUACCUUUAGGGGACAUAAAUUAUCAAAACAUCAACCGAGCAAACAGUACUAUUGGUUCAUUGGCACUUGCAAGUGGAAGUGAUACAAAUGAUGAUACAGAUGAUGACUUAGAAAACCUGCCCCCACCACCUCCUGAAAUGCUAAUGGACAUUUUGCUGGAUUCAGCUGAACCUGUAGAAGGUGCAAGGACUGGAGAAAACUCUUCAGAAGUUACCAAAAACUCUACCAAGAGAAAUGAAAAUAAUAGCACUAAGAAAAUUUCCCAACGAAUGAAAGCUUCCCUAUGUUCUAUUGACUUGUUACCUAGCAAGAAACUCAGCCGUCCCAACGUGAUAGCCAACAAAGCAUCAAAAACUGGUGGAGUGGAUUCCAUACCUAGAAAAUCUCCCAUAGAGAUGAAUUCUAGCCAUUUGUCCAACCAUCACCAAGACAUUCCAUUAGCAUCCCCAAAGGAUCUUGAAAUGGACGAAACAGCAGUUUUGUAUAAGCAGUCCCAUAAAAUCAUUCCUCUUCAAAAUGUUAAAGAAAGUGAUCCAGGAAACAAAGAAUGUACUGCUGCUCCUGCUUUAGCUCAACAGCAAAGCUCUCCUGAUUCACUCCAGAAAAAUGAAAAAAGAACGGGGUUUGUCAGACGAGUGUCUCUAGUGAGAACACCACCUUCAUCACCUCCCAGUGAGAAAAGGCUCUCAAGCCCACCACUGCAUCACAAGCAUACUAAUCAAGCUUCUUCACCCAGAACCCACUGGCAGCCUAGUCCCCCAGCAAACCCCAAGGCUUCAAACCCUCCAACACAAAGAAAACUGCCUUCCCCACCAACUCAACAAAACCUUUCUAGCCCACCAACGACACGCAAACAGGCCUCACCAAUCUCUCGUAAGGUGCCCAGUCCACCAACCCACCACAGAGAAGCAAGCCCAUCUCCUUUCUCAGUGACCCCAUCCCCACCCACGUCCCCCUCCAGGUUGCACAAAGGAUUACAAACCCACUGGGACUCUGGGGACGAACAGCAAUCUCCCUCCCCAAAGAUUGUCAGCAAUGUACGCUCCAUAUUUUGUCCAGCCACUUCCUCAUUGUUUGAAGCCAAACCGGUGCUUCCACCAAACAGCUCCACAGCAGAGGCCAUCAUGGGACAUCCUGAGCUCUCAGCAUUUGUGAGGAGAAACAGCACACAGCUCAGGCAAAAUGGGGACCAACAGAAAAGGAUGGGCUUCAGUGCUACCGGUCCCCAGCCUUUUGUUCGGAGGAGCUUCUCUGACCGCAGGCCAGGAUUCCCACUUCCACUACCAUCGUUUGCUGCAGCUGGCAGUGAGCCUGUGCUUAGCCAAACAAGGUAA
Molecule: messenger RNA, 3705 nt
Organism: Varanus komodoensis (Komodo dragon)
Lineage: Eukaryota; Metazoa; Chordata; Lepidosauria; Squamata; Varanidae
Gene: PCARE
Product: photoreceptor cilium actin regulator
Exons: 1
Coding region: 1-3705 (1234 amino acids)
Biological process (GO): protein localization to photoreceptor outer segment; photoreceptor cell outer segment organization
Cellular component (GO): photoreceptor inner segment; photoreceptor outer segment
Source: RefSeq, a predicted model, not a curated record